AGCCGGAAGUGAGUGCAGACUGCCAGCCGGGACCGGGAUGUAGACUUGACUGAAGCGUAUGGAAGGGGAGGGGCCAGCGGAUACCGGAAGCGAGAGAGUAACCGGGGAGCUCGGUGUAGUUUACACCAUGGAGAACAAACCGAUUGUUACUUGUGCUGGAGAUCAGAAUUUAUUUGCUGCAGUUUAUCCCAACCUGACCCAGCAACUUCCUCGAGAGCCAAUGGAGUGGAGAAGGUCUUACGGUCGUGCCCCAAAGAUGAUUCACCUGGAGUCCAACUUUGUGCAGUUUAAGGAAGAGCUUCUGCCCAAGGAGGGGAACAAGGCUUUGCUCACCUUCCCCUUCCUGCACAUCUACUGGACAGAGUGCUGCGACACAGAGGUGUAUAAAGCCAACACUAAGGAUGACAUCACCAAGUGGCAGAAUGCCCUGCGGGCUCACAGUACCUCUGAUUGGCUCAUUGUGGUGGUGGAGACCGAAGCCAAGAAGAAAAACAAGACCAAUAUUCUCCCACGCACGUCCAUUGCUGACAAGAUCCGGAGCGACUUCUGUAACAAGCAAAGCGACCGGUGCAUGGUCCUGGUGGAUCCCCUGAAGGACACACUACGCUCCCAGGAGGCCUGGAGCAUCUUUCUGUCCAAGCUGCGCACAUUGCUCCUUACCUCCUUUACACGUAAUCUGGGUCAUUUUGAGGAUGAAAUGAGAACCCUAAGAGAGAAGAGGACAGAACCCGCGUGGAGCUUCUGUGACUAUUUCAUGGUGCAGGAGGAGCUAGCGUUUGUGUUUGAGAUGCUGCAGCAGUUUGAGGAUGCCCUGGUUCAGUAUGAUGAGUUGGACGCUCUAUUCUCUCAGUAUGUGCUUAACUUUGGGGCUGGAGAUGGCGCUAACUGGCUAAGUUCCUUCUGCCAACCGGUACAGAGCUGGGAUGGUCUGGCACUGCGCAAGCCUAUUGACAUGGAGAAGAGGGAAUUGAUUCAGAGGCACAAAGCAACCCUGCUAGACCUGCGCAGCUACCUCUUCUCUCGCCAGUGCACCCUCCUCCUCUUUCUGCAGCGCCCUUGGGAAGUGGCAAACCGUGCACUUGAGUUACUCCAUAACUGUGUGCAGGAGCUGAAGUUGCUGGAGGUGUCAGUCCCCCCCGGAGCCCUUGACUGUUGGGUUUUCCUCAGCUGCCUGGAAGUACUGCAGAGAAUUGAGGGGUGCUGUGAGCAGGCUCAAAUCGAUGCCAAUAUCUCUCAUAUGGUCGGACUCUGGAGCUAUGCCACAGAGAAGCUCCAGUCCCUGGGGUCCCUGUGUGGGUUAGUUUCAGAGACUGCACCAUCUUCAGAAGAUCUCCAACGCACAGUUGAUUUACUGGCAGGACUGGGAACAGAAAGACCAGAGACUGCAAACACAGCACACAGCCCCUAUAAGAAGCUGCAGGAGGCUCUGUCAUCCCAGGAGGCCUUUGAGAGACAUUACCUGGAGUUAUCUCACGCCACCAUAGAGAUGUAUAACAGCAUUGGAAGGACUCGGUCUGCUAAACUGAUUGGAAAGGACCUAGCCGAAUUUUACAUGAAGAAGUCUGCUCCUCAAAAGGCUGAGCCAUUCCUGCAGGGAGCGCUAAAGAUGUACCAGACCGAGGCCUGGGCCCUACCUCUCACCCACACCCGCAAACAGCUGGCUGAGUGUCAGAGACAACUGAGGCAAAUAGAGCCAUACCUACAAACUUGCUGCUUGUUGGCUGCGGAUGUGAAUCUGUCCCAGGAGGAGCGUGCUGGGUAUUGUAAGGAAAUCCUCACAUUUGCAGAGAAGUCUUCUGGCACCCAAGUGCGCCUCCCUCUCAGCUCCUUUGCCCAGCUAACAUCUCUGCGUUUCGAGCCGGCCAAUGCUGUUGUACAUGUUGGAGGUUCCCUAUCCCUAGAGCUGACAUUGAACAGUAUGAUGCCACAGCCCGUGCAGCUUGAAUACAUCACUGGGCAUCUUCACUACAGUCUGGAUAAGAACAGCUAUCGGAAGACUGCUGAAUGGCUCAUGAGGCACAAACCUGCCAAUUCCACAGUUGUUUUCCCAUCAGAGGGACCCUUGGGUGCCAGUGGUUCCUCACCUGCCCUGGAGCUGGCAGAGAUGUAUGAGAAGAGCCCGUCAGAUGGAGGGUUAGUGAGCACAGGGGUGAUCUGUAAAAAUGUGCACAUGCUGCUACGCCAGCAGGAGCAAUCAUCAUCCUCUUCACCGCUUGACAGGCAUGGGGAGGUUAAUGGAGAGGACUCAACCCAUACACUGAGGUGCAGCAACGUUACUCUGCAGCCUGGACUCAAUCAUCUCACAUUCUGCUCACAGUCUCGCUCCUUCCUUUUCCCUUUAAGGAAAUACAUCCAGGUCCGCGUAGAGAACUCGUGUGUAUUUCAUUUCCAAUUGUCUGACAGCUGCCUCAGCUCCUCCAGAGACAUCCAGCUCAGAGCUCUGCACCCAGCAGACAAACAGGACAUACAGAGUCAGCAGUGUGUGUACUUCGUGUGGGAAGUGAUGUGGUGCCAGGAACCGCCAGCUUCCAUCUCCUGUAACUUCUCAGUCAGCUUCCUCCCUGCUCCCUCGUCUGAGUCCUGUGCACACCUACAGCCCUUUACCUACCUCUUCCAUCUGGAGCACUUUUAUACACUGUACACUGUGCGUGCUGAGAUAACGCCCCCUACGGACGCAGAGUAUUGUAAGACGGCUUCUCUCUGCUCUCUGGAAGUUUGCAUCACACGGCUCUGUGAUCCGGUGGAGACCGAAAGAGAAGAUGCACUAAGUGACUGCGAAGGGUUUAGCAGUAUGCAGCUCUUUUAUCAAGUGGUGGAUAGCGGCAGUAACUGGGCGGUGUGCGGGCGAAGUUCUGGCACGGUUAUUAUGCCAGUGUCUCGAGGGGCAUGUCAUAUGGUCAGGAUGGAGGUGAUGCCACUCUUUGCUGGGUAUCUUCCUUACCCUGAAGUGCGACUCUUCAAAUACUUGCCUCACCACUCCCAACAACUCGGUGCAGAUAGCUGGAUAGAGAACGACUCUGUUUCUGUGGAGGAUCCAUGUGAAGCUCCCAGCGGACAAGUUCGCAGCAUCAAUGCCCCUCCAGGGCCCACAAAUUCAUCCUCGGAGCAGAAGGGACUCCCACUGCCGAGGCUUCAGCCUUUCCAUACUGGGCAGGUCAACAAUGACAGCGCAGGGCGACAGAUUCUUGUGCUUCCCAGCACAGAUGACCAUGUGCUUGAGGUGAACGUAACAUGACCCUACGCCCCACAAGGGGUGAGAGAAACAUGUAUGGUAUAUGAACUGCUAGGGGUGGGACUUGGACAUAGAGGGAAUGUGCUGCUUCAGGGCACACCUCUGCAGAGCUUGUGGACUCAGCAUUUUUCUGUGGUUGCUGACAAGUCGGGUGGUGCAAUAUUCUGCACAGCAGAAAACAUAGAAACAUUAUCAGCAGACCUCUCUCGGAGUGUGGGGGUGAAUCUGAGACAUUCUGCAAGGUUCAGCCGUUGUCUGGAAAUCUCAGGAUGAAACAUGCAAAUGCCAGAGCUAUCUCAUGUGUUACUGGAAUAUUCACAUGCGAUCUGCAGCCCUCGGACCACAAACGCGUAGUCAAGUGAGCAGAAGCUCCAACAGCUGAAUAAAAUCCACACUUGCUAGCCUGGAAAA
This is a messenger RNA of Bombina bombina (fire-bellied toad), 3643 nucleotides long. It is a transcript of the gene TRAPPC10, whose product is annotated as trafficking protein particle complex subunit 10. Gene Ontology annotation, cellular component: TRAPPII protein complex. The record is from RefSeq and is a predicted model, not a curated record. NCBI's taxonomy places the organism in Eukaryota, Metazoa, Chordata, Amphibia, Anura, Bombinatoridae. Gene Ontology annotation, biological process: early endosome to Golgi transport; intra-Golgi vesicle-mediated transport. The transcript is spliced from 19 exons. The coding region runs from base 59 to 3235 and encodes 1058 amino acids.